GGGCCGGUUCUGUCCCGCGUGCUGGCGGUUGAGAAAUGACAACCGGAGCUGGUGGCUCGAGUACCAUCUGACCCGCCUCAUCGACUCGGACAACUCUACAAAUCGCGAUUUCGGGUGUUUUUUUUUCCGCACUACACACUUCGAGCCGUCCACGUAGGCUUUGUUUACGUAUUUCACAGGUGUAGCCAACUUUGGACACCGUUUGUUCCGACGCCGCGGAAGGACAGCCCGUUUGUCUGAACCGUAUAUCCGAAAUCCGGUCAACAUCGACGGUCUUUACUGCUCGGCUGAAAGUUAAACUUGUGGAAAUGACUGAGGAACUUGAGCAAAUCCUCUCUCAGCUGACACAGCCUGACAAUGCAGUCAUCCAGCAGGUACUGUCACUAAUAACGGUGUUCACUUUUCUACAUUAAUAUUAAUACUAACGGUAAACGUUAUAAAUCCAGCCUAGCUAAUCCAGCCAGUGUAACGGCUUUUAACGGUCGGUCAUCUGACUGUCAAGUCUCUAAAAUGUUGACUUGCCAGUUUGUUAGCUAACCUCUGUCAUAUGAUCACGGUUUAAGGUUAUGAGUUGGCAUGUUGACAUUUAAUAUAUAGAUGCUAUCUCCUUUGAAAGGUAUGUGUUCUCCCCCUUUAGGCCACAGCCCAGCUUAAACAUGCUUUCAAAGACCCUGCCAUUAUACCAGCCUUGUGUGCCGUCAUGAGUGGCUCCCAGAAUCCUCAGGUAUGUUUUUGAAGAGUAAUACUUGUCAGCUUUGGUGUUUUUCUUUUCUUUUAAUCCUAAAUGUCGCCUCCCAGAUUCGUCAGUCAGCUGCAGUGAUGCUGAGGUUGAGAGUUAAGAAACACUGGAAGAAAAUCAGCCCAAAUGACAGGGAGAGGUUCGACCGUUGCUUUCUUUUAAUAGUUUUCACCCAGUUGUCACUGUUCCCAUUCAUUUGAAAAAGACUUAUACUUAUGUCUGCUUUUAUCCUCUUUUAGCCUCAAGGCAGUGGUGUUGCAGGCCUUCAUGCAGGAAUCAGAGUAAGCUUCCUCCUCUACAGUGAUGAGUUACUUUAUCUAUCAACCUUAUCUCCAUUUCUUAUCAUGUUUUUGUGAAUGACACUUUAAAUUUCUUUAAUAUACAUGUCAAUAAAUCACUUUUCUGCAGGCACACAGUCCAACACUCACUCUCCCAGCUGUGUGCAGUGAUGGUUAAACAUGAGACUCCGGACAGGUGGCCCGCUCUACUCCAGCUUCUCAAUCAAUCCACCAAAAGCAGCAACGCUAAUGACAGACAGGCACGGGACCCAUUUCACAACUAAGAAUUCAUUAAUACAUCCACCAUUUAUAGCAGCUGAAUAUUUGUUUUCUUCAACAUUAAUUUCAAAGAUGAAACUUUUUUCUUUUUUAUUGUAACGAAUGAAAAGUUGAGGUUUUGUAUUGAAUACACACUACUUUCUGUUUGAAACUGAUCAUCUUCCAUACCAACAGGUUGGUCUUCUGCUGCUUAACAAGGUCAUUGAAUCGAACCCUGAGCCUUUCAGGCCUCACUACAGCCAGCUGCUAGAGCUGCUCAGCACUGUGCUGCAGGACCACGACAACCCGACAGCCUUGUACUAUUGCAUCCUCACUCUCACAUCGAUCACUCCGUACACCAGCACAGAAGAGAUCGUAAGUGAUUUUUAUAACUUGGACAUCCGACAAGAUAAAAGGUUCAAAUAAUACAUGAAAGUUUAAACUUUUAGCGGCUUGACAGAACAAUUUAUUCUAGAUUGAGUUUAAAUGUGCCAUCCUGUAAAAAUGUAUUAAAGAUUGUGACAUUCUUUUGCCCUUCAGAACAAGAUGCGUUCCAUCAUCCCAAAUCUGAUUGUCGCUUUGCAGCAUCUGAUCAAAGCAGAUCAGGUAGACAGACUUACGGUCAAAACGCAUUUCUGUAUCUAUUUUGGGGUAAGUGCUUAAACAGAGAGCCCGUGUAAUCGUUCAAUUUUCUCUGUCUGUACAGGAAAAAGCCAGUGAGGCCAUGGAGGUGUUCAAUGAGCUCAUGGAGAGCGAGGUGUCCAUUCUUGUCCCCCAUAUUUCUGAAAUGGUUCGCUUCUGUUUGGAGGUACAAGCUAAGUGUCUUCAUUUUGUCUCUAAAUUUGAGUGAUGUGUUCUGGAUUUGAGUUCACGUCCUGAGCUGCAACAUACCUUAAAGUCUAACAGAUCCUCUGAAUUAAAAUGUUUCUUCAGGUCGGCGGUAACACCACUCUGAGCCACUCUUUGCGAGUGAAAGCACUAUCUUGUAUCAUCUUCCUCAUCAAGCUGAAGAGCAAGGUAAGGCCCCCCUGAAAAAACACAAAUAAACCGUCUUUCUGUUUGUAAUCAGAAGGACUAUUGAGUGGCUGUACUUCUGUUGCUUUCUGUGUUUGUAUGAUAACAGUACUAACUCAUCCUAGCUGAAAUCUUUGACCCAAGUGUGAUGUCAACUGGAAACUAGAUUUUUAGGUCAUGUAAUAUUUUGACUGAUUGUUUGCCAACAAAGACUCAGAAAUCCUACUGCUCUAUAUCUGCACAGCUCUAUGCACAGUCAGUCAAUCUAGUUAAUGUAUAUCUGACUAAAAGCAAAGACUGAAACUUUUUCCUCUCACUUAGACGGUGCUGAAGCACAAGCUGCUGAACCCCAUUCUGCAGUCCAUUUUCCCUGUGCUGGUCGCUGCUCCCCCACCCGGUGAGCAGGACCCAGAUGAUGAGGAGGAUGACAGCGGAGACGGCAUAGACAAUGACAAUCCCAAACACUGCGCUGCGCAGGUGCGGAAGUAUAAGUGUCACUACACAGAGUUCAAAUGUCGUGUUUAAGAUUCUGCCCUUUAGAUCAACCCUGGGGAGGACACAUUUGAUCGCUGACGGAUUAUAUUUUUGUUAUUUCCAGAUAAUUGACACCAUGGCACUCCAUAUGCCCCCUGAGAAGCUGUUUCAGCAUUUGGUAAGUCACCUAUUGACAUAACAUAUUGGUCAUAAUUUUAAGAUGAACAGUCUUUUUCUGCUUGUGGUCUUUGUGAAUCUAUGAUCCCCAAAGAUCGGUCCAUUGGUGUUUGGCUUUGUUACAGGGACAGAAGUUCAGUGAUGCAUCUCAAGGAGCCUCUUUGACAUGUUAUGUGUUUAAGAAGAUGUCACUCAAUGCUGACUUAGAUUUUUAAAUAUGAACUUUUGCUCAGUUGCCAGCCUCUUGUGAAUGAAGUUCACUGUCUUGUGUUUUAGAUGCCCCUCACUCACGCCUGCCUUGCCAGCCAAGACCCGUACCAAAGGAAGGGCGGUCUCCUUUGUCUCGCUGUUCUGGCUGAAGGAUGUGCUGACCACAUACGUACCAAGUAUAUAAGAAAUUUCCUUUCCACGUACAGGUUAAUGUACUGAAAAACAACAAGCACAGGGAUUUGAGUUUUUAAUGUUUCCACCGUCUGUUUAAGGAUGCUGUCAACGGUGCUGCAGACAGUGUGCCAGAGUCUUUCUGACAGUGAUCAGGUGGUACGCAGUGCCGGCCUUUUUGCUCUAGGACAACUGUCAGAGCAUUUACAGGUGAGGCAGUCUGCACCUCACAACAAUACGUACAAUUUUUUAUCAAUUAAAGGUUUACCCCGAGAUCUAUUUAACAAACAAACAAAACAACAAUGGGAAAGAUAAUUUUAUGAGCUAACACCGUUUUCCACCUUCUCCUCUCAGCCUGAAGUGAGUAAGUACUGCGCAGAGUUGAUGCCUUUGCUGCUGGGCUACCUUUCAUCCUUGAACCAGGCCAAGCUCGGCCAUGUUACCAAGGCCUUUUACGCCCUGGAGAACUUCAUGGAGAACCUGGGUAAGCCUAAGACCUUUCAACGCCACACCUGACACAAAAGUAUCAGCUCGUCAUACUGCAAGAGGGAAAUUAGGCUUUGAAUUAAGUUGAGCUCUUCUUUGGGUUGUUGUGCUCAUUCACAUACAGGGUGUGUUGUCAUUGUCGUUUCCACAUGUUGUUUUUUGAACAUUGUCUAAACUCUUUGUCUUUACAAACAGGAGAAGAUAUUGAGCCUUACCUGCCCACCCUGAUGGAAACCAUGUUCUCUGCUCUCAACAACACGGACAGCCUCAAAAUUAAAGAGCUGGCUGUGUCCGCCAUAGGUGCCAUUGGUAUGUUGCUUCCUUUAUUAUUUUCAAAGGCAAAAAUUGUUGUUUUUUCCACAAAGUAAAGCUUAAGAUCGUAGACUGGAAGAGUCCUGUAUAAUUUGCCAGAUAAUAUUUAAUCCAAGUGAGGAAGGAGGUGUUAUCAUCGUAUAAUCCGCCUGUCAAUCACUUUCUUAUCAGCCAAUGCUGCCAAGGAACUGCUGGUUCCCUACUUUCCUCCAGUUAUUGAAAGCUUGAAAGGCUUCUUGACCACUACCACUGAGGAGAUGAGGUCCCUGCAGACCCAGUCCCUGGGUAAGUAAUCCUGAUAUUUUUUAUUUACAGUAGGUGAGUUUUACGUAAUUUCAGACGAACAGCCUGAAUGAUCAUGAUGCUGAUCAUCAUCUUAUCUUGUUGUCCCUAGACACUCUCUCAGUUCUGGCCCGUACCGUUGGCAAAGAUGUAUUCAGUCCUCUCGCUGCAGAGUGUGUUCAGCUGGGCAUUAAUCUCACUGACACUAUUGAUGACCCUGAUCUGAGGCGUUGCACGUAGGUCACUCAGUUUGCUGUGCUCCUUUCAAACAGUACUGCACAAAUAUUAAUGUUAUAGUCAGAUCUGAGUCAGCAUUUUAUUAUUAGAAAACAAACACUGAUAAUAAAUGAUAUUCUUUUGAUAUUUCCCUUCAUCAGGUACAGCCUGUACUCAGCUGUGUCCACAAUCAGCCCGGAGAGCCUGACUCCUCACCUCACUGCCAUCACAACGGUCAUGCUGCUCGCCCUCAAGUCCAACGAAGGGAUAACGGUAUUAGACACAAACCACCGCGCAGAAAUCUCCAUUCUUAACGAAAUAUUCCUAAAACUCGUGUUUUUACUGUGAACAUCCUCUGUCAUCUUUCGAGGCACACGUUGAGGAGGAUAAAGCGUUUGUUCUGCUGGAUGAAGAGGACGAUGACGACCAAGAGGAAAAAGACGACGAUCACAUUCUGGAAGAUGAACCUGAGACAGAUAUCCAAGACAUUGCAGGGUGUGCAUACACACGGGAAACAUAAAUGUGUAUUUGCUUACCCUGGUGGAGGACGGCUCUCACUCUGUCUGAUUCUGUCUGUCAGGUUCACUGUAGAAAACGCCUACAUCGACGAGAAGGAGGAUGCCUGUGAGGCCCUGGGAGACAUUGCCUUCAGCACAGGGUAACAUUAAUAUACACGUGUACAAAUUGUAGUAUUGCAGGCACUGUAAAUUAGCGUCUUACACAUCGUAAACAUACUAAAAUUGUACUUUUAUGUCAGACAUGCCUUGUGAGUGAGUGUUUGCGGUCACGUUUUCAACUGCUACUGCUGUGUCUUCCCCGACAGCUCUGCCUUCCAGCCCUUCCUGGAGUCCAGCUUUCAGCAGGUUUACGAGAUGAGAGAUGUGAGUAAUUCUGUCUGGCUGCUCGGCCCGGCCGUCCUUCGCUGUCUAAUGUUCUGUGAAGGGCACUCUGCUGUCCGUAUGUGCACAUACAUUUAGUCCCUGCAGGUUUACGUCAGGAGGUGGAUUGAUCAGGGAUGUGGUUCUUUUAGAUUUAUCCAGAGUUUUCCAGCAGAAGAGGUGACCCACAAAAAUCGCAGAUGUCCUAAUAACCGUUCUAAAAGAGUAGGGGUUGUAAGCAGCAAGGGGAGGAACAUUUUAGGCCUGAAUGAGACUAAAAUAGUGUGUAGAGAUUGUAGUAAGUAGUAAACCAUGAUAGCACAAAGACAUGCUUGAGCGAUGAAUACUCAUGCCACUUGUACACGUGAGCUGCCUCAGAGCUUGAGUUGGCUCCAGGGAACUGCUUUUAUUAUAAAUUUAGCUGAUGAAGCAAGAAGUGUUUAUCGCCAUCUAAUGAGCAUUACCCACCACAACAAGAACGCCACAGUCAAUUUGAGAGAAAUUCUCCUGAAGGCUGCAGGUUCACAGUCUUUAUAUCCUAGCUCUCAUCUCUGGAGAUGGAUUGCAUCUGUUCAAAGAGACCUCUCAAACAUUGUGCGUCUUUAUUUCUUCCUGAUGUAGUUUCCCCACGAGGAUGUCCGAAGAGCAGCAUUUGGAGCCAUGGGUCAGUUUUGCCGAGCUCAGUACCAAGUUUGGAAGGACAAUCCAACUGAGGCUAACCAGCAAGGUAAGGAGCUGUUAUUGCCAACACAGAAAAGGAUGGUUCUGCUCUAGAGUGGGGAUGAUCAGUUCAGCUGAUCGGUUAUUAAUUCAUACCGUAACAUUUAAUCGAUCUCUCGUCUAUACUGUCCAGUUUCUUAACACCUUGUAUUGCUCCUUCAGCCUUACUGAAGCUGCUGGAUGUUGUGGUCCCUUGCUUCGUGGAAACGGUGCGCACAGAACACGAGCGCCAAGUUGUAAUGGGCGUCCUUGAAACCAUGAACAAUGUCAUCAAAACUUGCAAAGGCGAGGUUUUCAAGAAUCCUUCCCGGCUCAAAGAGAUCAGCCACGUCAUCCGUGAUGUGCUGAAGGAAAAGGUGAGAACAAAAGAGACGGACGGGAAUACAGGGUUACCUUUGUUUGUUACAUGUUACAUCUCCGUUUGCCGCUUGUGUUCCUCUCUGCGCAGACUCGUUGUCAGGACGGCGGUGGUGAUGAAGCCGAGGAUGAAGAUCAGCAGGUUCGUCGCCGUCCCUCAACACAUUACUGUCUCAGUCAACACCGAUCAAAAUAAAAGGUUUUUGUUUUUUAAAUCCAAAUAACUUCUCAGUUCAUUCUUUUUUGAUUUUCAGGCAGAGUACGACGCCAUGCUCCAAGAGUAUGCAGGGGAGGGGAUCCCCCUGCUGGCGUCCUCUGUACCUGCUGACAGUUUUGCCCCUUACCUCAAUGACCUGCUUCCUCUCAUCAUGAGCAAAGCGGUGAGUUUGAGCUGUCUGUAAGGAAGAGGAGUUCUUCUUACUCUAACACUUUUAAAAAGGAAAUUGCCUCUUACAAAUAUGUGGGCCCAUAGGGGGAGCUCUUCCACAGUUGAUUUGUUUUGUGUAAAUUUCAAGUUUAAAGAUUUUUUUUAUCUCUGUGCAAAAACACACUUUUCAGUUUUCUGUCUCUCUCAAAAGAAAUCCUCCUGCACUGUGGCGGACCGCUCUUUCUCCGUGGGUACAAUUGGAGAGAUCCUGCAGGCCCUGGUGAGCGUGUCUGGGGGUCGCGGAGUGGCGGGCAGGCUGUCCAAUCGUUUGCUUCCUGUUCUCGUAGCGGGAGUGAGGGACAGCGAUCCUGAAGUCCGAAACAACAGCGUGUUUGGACUGGGAUGUCUGGCUCAGGCAGCUGGACCCAUCGUUGUGUCGUAUCCUUUUGACUCGUGUGUGUUUCCGUGUGUGAGGGUGUGUUGUGAUUUAAUCCGUCACAUAUAGUUGAUCCUUACUUAAGCACUCACCAGAGACUACCCCAUGAUGCUCUCUGUGUUUUCGAACAUGCUGGCUAAAGAGCCAGACCUCAGGGUGAUUGACAACCUGUGUGCCGCCCUCUGCAGGAUGAUCAUGAGUAAUGUGGACGCUGUCCCUCUGGAGCAGGUACAUUCACAGCUCUUACCUCUAGUUCAAGGUGGUUUCACACAUAGAAAUAUCUUUUACUGCAGAUAACACAUUUACAAACUCAACUCACUCGUAUCCAACACCAGGUUCUGCCUGCUCUGGUGGGUCGUCUCCCUCUCAAAGAGGACAUGGAGGAGAACAAGACGGUGUUCAGCUGCCUGGCGAUGCUCUACAAACACAGCCACGAUCUGGUACAGUACUAACAUUGACACGUGGUUUUAUCAUCCCUGUGUAGUAGAAUAUAAAACUCAAAUACAGCUGUUAUACAAGUGAUGGAAAACAUGAAAAAAGUGUGUCUUACUCUGUCAUUUUCUUUAAAGGUUUUUAUUAUUAUUAUGACUGAAUAGCUUCAACACAUCAUGUCCAACAAAAAGCAAAACAAGAGCUUCAGUGUUUAAUGAAGAGUAAUUGGUUUUGACAGAUAUGAAAUGCUGUAGUGAUGAUCCUCUGUGUUUUGAAUCCUUCACCGUUGUCCUCAUUCAGUCAGUCGGCGUGGGCGUUUAUAGCUUAAGCAUUUAUUCUGUAUCGUUUCAACAUCUCUCUCCUUUUAGGUUGUAAAACUUAUGAAGCCCAUCAUCGCUGCAUCCACUCACGUCCUCGGCAACAACAAAGUUGAUGAGGGUGAGGAUUUCUUUGGUAACACCCAUAAUUCUUAACGACCUGUGAUCUCUGGAACCAACUUGGACUGAUCUGAGCUCAGACUUUUUCAACAGCUUACCUUCAGUUAUCGAGAACAUGACAAUAACAAUCUCUCCUCUUUUGUCUCUCGCCCACAGAAACACAGAAGACUUUGGCCAUGCUAAUAAAAAACUUUGCUCAGGACCACUCUGAAGACUUCCAAGCAGCUGCGGUUUCACUUCCAGGAGAGCAGCAGGCCAAAUUAAGCGAGGCCAUUUCUGGCUCGUAGCCUUUUGCACAUCCUCGCACUCUCUCGUGAAAGCCAGAAUGAAGCAAAGAAAGAUUUUUAUACCUUAGGUAGAAAGUUUGGACAGUUUUUGGAGUCGUUCCCCCAAAUUGAUCUAAAAACAGCACUUCAAGCAUUCUGGUGUAGCUACUUUCCCAUUUGGAAGUUCUAUUUCUUAGUGUUAACAUUUAAUUUAUUUGCUCAUAUGCAUGCAAUGUUAAAGUUUUAUGACUGUCAGGGUUACGGUUUACCAUCCUGUGUUGUUGCCACUGUAUUUUGGUUUCCUGUUCUUGUUAUGUGCUGAUGUUGAAUUUGAUCUCCAUAAAAAUGUGAUUUUUCCUCUCA
Messenger RNA from Xyrichtys novacula (pearly razorfish), 8873 nucleotides. Lineage: Eukaryota; Metazoa; Chordata; Actinopteri; Labriformes; Labridae. The record is from the annotation of a GenBank genome assembly.